AUGACCGCUAUACUUGAUAGAGGCGCACCAAGACCCGAAGAGCUCGGUGACGCAGCGAGUCUUUUGAGACAGCCUCAGACCAUCAUCUGGCUCAAGACCUCUGACCAGUCGUUCGCCAUCCACAAGUCCCUCCUGGUCGAGUCAUCCAAGUACUUCCAGCGCUGCCUCGACGGCCCCUUUGCCGAGUCGGCGACCAACACGAUCGACCUCAACGACGACGACGGCGACGACGACGACGACGACCCGGACGACGGCGGCGGGCCGGGCGCGAGCGUCAGCCCGCUCACCCUGGGCACCUACGUCAAGCUGUGCUACUUCACCCGACUCACCGCCCAGCGCGUCCGGCGCUCGCGCCGCAACGCCGCCGACCACACCGAGGACUCGUACGAGGUCUCCCCCUUCACCCUGAAGCCCUGCGACAUGCACACGCCGCACUGCCUCGUCGAGCUCGUCGACAUGUGGUCGCUGUGCGACCGCUUCCACGACGACCUGCUGCUGGGCAAGGUCUCGACCGCCAUCCGGGAGACGCUCGACGUCGGCGCCGGGAGGCUGGGCGACGCGCAGUGCGCCGAGUGGUGGGUCUUCAACUUCGCCAACGGCCACGCCGCGCUCGAGGGCCUCCACCGCCGGGAGGACGACGGCGUCGACGGCCUGCUGCAGAGGCUGAGGGACCUGUUCGUGCAGAACUGCCCGCCGGCGUCGUGGGAACGCCUGGCGUGCCAGCUGCCGAGCGGCUUCGUCGUCGCCAUCUCCAUCGCGUUCCAGAAGAAGAUGGCGGCGCUGGUGGCCAACGAGGCGGCCAUCGCGAGGGUCAACGGCGCGAGCCUGUGUUACGAGUGCAAGACCAGGGUCCAGACCGCCUUGAAGCGAUGA
Colletotrichum graminicola M1.001 is the source of this 873-nucleotide messenger RNA. RefSeq lists its product as uncharacterized. The transcript is spliced from 2 exons. The coding region runs from base 1 to 873 and encodes 290 amino acids. Lineage: Eukaryota; Fungi; Ascomycota; Sordariomycetes; Glomerellales; Glomerellaceae. The record is from RefSeq and is a predicted model, not a curated record.